This is a messenger RNA of Coprinopsis cinerea okayama7#130, 1843 nucleotides long. RefSeq names its product 1,3-beta-glucanosyltransferase. Gene Ontology annotation, cellular component: fungal-type cell wall; cytoplasm. Lineage: Eukaryota; Fungi; Basidiomycota; Agaricomycetes; Agaricales; Psathyrellaceae. The record is from RefSeq and is a predicted model, not a curated record. The transcript has 6 exons. Gene Ontology annotation, molecular function: 1,3-beta-glucanosyltransferase activity. Bases 20 to 1663 code for a protein of 547 amino acids. Gene Ontology annotation, biological process: fungal-type cell wall (1->3)-beta-D-glucan biosynthetic process.
CUUCCCUUCAUCCGCCCAAAUGCUCGUCUCUCUACGGGCUUUUGCAGCUCUCGUUGCCUUGAUCUCACAUGUCGCAGCCAUCCCAAAGGUCACUCGCACUGGUCGAUACCUUUACCAGGAGGAUGGCACUCGCUUCUACAUCAAGGGUAUUGGAUACCAGGUGCAAGGCGAGGUCCACGACCACGAAGACAACGACUUUGACGAGCCUGCUACCUUUGAGGACCCCCUAGCCGACCCAGACGCAUGUCGCCGCGACGUUCCUCACCUCACAGGUGCCGGAAUCAAUACCCUCCGCGUGUACAGCGUAGACUCUUCCCUCAACCAUGACGAAUGUAUGAAUCUAUUCAGCGAGGCGGGUAUCUAUACCAUCAUCGACUUGUCCACACCUCUUAACGGCUCCAUCGACCGUAUCGCCCCCGAUUGGUCGACCAACCUCCUCGAUGCGUACACCCGAACAAUCGAUGCUUUCGAAAAAUACGACAACGUUAUCGCCUACAACGUCGGUAACGAAGUUGUUACAGGGACCACUCCACAGGCCGCUCCCUACAUCAAAGCCGCUGCCCGUGAUACCAAAGCCUAUCUGAAAUCUAUCAAUUCAGAUAGACUUGUUGGAUAUGCAGCCAUUAACGGUGCCCCCGACUUCCGUCACGCCCUUGCAACCUUCUUGACAUGUGGCUCUGAAGAAACCUCCAUCGACUUGUACGGCCUCAACGAAUACUCCUGGUGCGGCGACUCCUCCAUCCAAGCCUCAGGCUACGGCACCCUCGUCACCGAAUUCGCCGACUACAACGUCGCAGCCUACUUCAGCGAAUACGGCUGCAACGCCGUCACCCCGCGCAUCUGGAGCGAAGUCGACGCCCUCUUCAGCUCCCCCAUGUCCGACGUCUGGUCUGGCGGCAUCGCUUUCAGCUACUUCCCAGCUAGAAGCGCUGCCGGGGAGUUUGGAAUGGUCACCAUCUCUGGAUCCACCGUUACUGAGAGCACCGAGUUUGAGAACCUCAAGGAGAGGUAUAAUGCCGUUACCGGUCCUAACGAACCUUCAAGAGACUCUGCCUCCGCGUCAACGUACCCUACUUGUGCUGCUACCUACCCCGGUGCUUCUACCGACCUCCCUGCUACCCCCAACGAGGCCGCCUGCACUUGUUUGCAGAACGCCCUCAGUUGUCGCUUCACCCCCACUGUGGCGGACUAUAGCGAUAUCAACGGCGAACUCCUCAACGUUGGCUGCAGUCUUCUCGGAGAAGCCGGUGGGUCCUGCGACGAGAUCGGUGGCAACGGUACCACGGGAACAUAUGGCCGUCUUGCAGGCUGUGAUCCCCUCGUCAAACUCUCAUACGUCAUGAGCCAGUACUACGAAUCUCAGGACAGGAAUCCCCAGGCAUGCAGUUUCAGCGGUAACGGAACCGUCAAUGAUGCAGCCUCCCCCACCGAGUCCGCAGAAGCCCUCGCUAGCUCUUGCAUCUCCAACCCUGAUGCCACGUUCGUUCCCCCAAGGCCGAGCGGCACCGGUGGUUCAUCGUCUGGUGGUGGAAGCGGCAACAACAAUAAUAACGACAAUGAUGAUGAUGCAGGUAGUGCCAACUCGCUUGACAUCUCUGCUCUUGUUGGAGUAGCUUCGAUGGCUGUUGUUGGCAUUGCCAGUGCCGCGUGGUCCUUGCUGUAAGUUUUGAGAUACCACUGAACACUGUUGUUGGAUAGCGUUGGACGUCAUUAGACAUUUCAAACCUUUAUCUGAGUACCGAUAUAGUCGCUCCUUUCCCGUUUUAGGUACUUCACAUACGGACUUGCUUGUUAAUCUAUGCAUCUACGCGGACAAUGAUCAUUUACAUUCGGAUUCAGCUUC